Messenger RNA from Acanthosepion pharaonis, 1080 nucleotides. The record is from the annotation of a GenBank genome assembly. NCBI's taxonomy places the organism in Eukaryota, Metazoa, Mollusca, Cephalopoda, Sepiida, Sepiidae.
AUGAUCCCUUGUUUCUCAUAUCUGAUUCUCACGUCAUUUUGCAACUUAUUAUUUGUUUCUCCUUUUAUCUUCCAGUUUUAUUAUUGUUCUCUCUUUUCUGUUACUUCUCUUAUUAUGGGAUCCAUAAUUCUGUCUUUUUUCUUGCUUUUUCUGAUCUUUCUCUUCUUUCGUUACUGUUUUCUCUUCUUUUUUCUUAUCUUUUUCUGCAUUUUUCUUUCUUGUCUUUUUCUCUUCUUUCAUUCUGGUUUUUCUUUUCUUUAUCUUUCUGUCUUUUUCUCUUCUUUCUUUCUGUCUUUUUAUCCUCUUCCUUUUUUAUCUUUUUCGUCUUUCUUUCUCUCUUUCUUUUUGCUUUUAUCAUUUUCUCUUGAUAACUUCAUCUUGCUUUUCUCUUCUUUUUUCUCUUUUGGUUUUCUUUGCUUUCUUUCGUUAUAUUUUCUCUUCUUUCUUUCUUGGUUUUUUUUAUUUCUCUUCUUUCUCUCUUCUUUGUUUUCUCUUCUUUUCUUGGUUUCUUUCUUUUUUAUCUCUUCUUUUUUGAUAACGUUACACUCAUCUGUUCUCUCCUUAUCUUCCUUUGCAGCAUUUUUUUUUUCUCUGAUAAAGUCUUUCAUCUUCUGCAGUUCUUGGUUUCUUUUUGCUUUUAUCUUUUUUUUUCCUUUUUCUGACGUUUUUCUUCAUCUUUCUUUGUCAUUUCUCUUCUUGUUUUGCUUUCUCUUUUUUGUUUUUCUUUUUUUUUCCUUUCUUGAUCUUCUUCUUUCUUUACACUGUCAUCCUCUCUUCUUUCUUUAUUCUUUUUUUUUUUCUUUCUUGAUUUCUCUUCUUCUUUCUUCUUUUCUUUGCUUUAUCCCAUUUUCUCUUGAUAACUCUUCUCUUCUUUCUUUUCUUGGUUUCUCUUCUUUUUAUCUUUCUCUCUUUUUCAUCUUUCUUUAUCUUUUUCCCUUUUUUUAUUUCUUUGAUAAAGUUUUGUCAUCUUCUUUUUCUCUUCUUUUUCUUUAUCUUUUUUUCUUUCUUUCUUCUUUGACUUCCUUUCACUUUUUUCUCUUCUUUCUUUCUGACCUUCUCUUCUUUCUUUUUUUCCCUUGA